UACUCAGGCCUACCCCAUAUCAUUAUCUUAUCACAAAAAUCUCCAAAGCAUUGACUCCUGCCUCUAUAUGAGUGUAAUCUUUCUCUUCUUUCUUGGUUUUUCUCAUCUGGAGGAAAUGGCUUGCAUGUCCCUGGCCUAAUAUAUCCAGAUAAUCAAAUGAUUUAGUCAACUCAACAUUGAGAAAUCAGUCACACUAAAAUGUGGAACAAAUUCUAGCUGACAGGCUGACAAGAAAAUGCGACAACCUGCCCACUACCUUAUAUCAACUUCAAACUUGAAUCCCUUUCCUAACCCUUCCCCUUAUAUAAACCAGACCCCUUCUACCUUUUCUUCCACCCAAACUUCUCUUCACUCUAUCUGCAAUGGAACACCGAGUUGAAAGGCAGCAGAAAGGUGUUUCAUCCAACAAACAUGGCAAGUUCAAGGAGAGAAUUGCAGACAAUAUUAGCAGAAGCAAGUUUGUUGGGGUAAGGCAGAGGCCUUCGGGCAAGUGGGUAGCAGAGAUCAAAGACACAACACAGAAGAUAAGAAUGUGGCUGGGGACGUUUGAAACAGCGGAAGAAGCUGCCAGAGCUUAUGAUGAAGCUGCAUGUCUUCUCCGGGGUUCGAAUACACGAACCAAUUUCGCAACUCCUGUUCCUAGCAACUCUCAUCUGUCUUCGAAGAUUAGAAACCUCCUCAAUCACAAAAAGAGUUUAAGGCAAGGAACUUCUGCAAUCAACUCGAAGAAAACCAAGAUUAAAGCAAACACUAUAAUUAGUAGUAAUAGCAGCAGUAGCAGUAAUGCUAGUAGUAAUGACAGUUUUCUAUCCAACAGUGGCAAUGAUAGCUUUCUAGUAUGCAAUUCCAUGAAACAAGACACCCAGAUCUUUGAUGGUGCAUACAGGCCAGAUAUGAGCUAUCGCAUUGGGGAACUUGAACCAGCCACGUCGCAGUUUGGUCAGUCCUGGCCAAUCUCAACUGCGUUUGAUCAGAUUCCUUUAAACCAACAGGAAGUGCAGUUGCCACAAACUCUUGGUCCUCUGUCUAAUGCAAUUGAUCCAGAGCCACUGGAAUUCGAACGCUUGAAGGUAGAAAGACAGAUAGCAGCAUCUCUAUAUGCAAUGAAUGGAGUUGAUGAGUACCUCGAGAAUGCGUUUGACCUUGGUGAUGCUCUCUGGGAUCUUCCCACACAUAGCCAGUUGUUCUGCCCAAGCUGAUUCUCCCUUUCUACCAUGGAAUUUGAAGCACAUGAAGGCAGCUAGAAGACUUCGGCAGGCGGCAGCUAUGUUGCUAACUGAUGAGAAAAAUUGAGAUUGUCUGUUUCGAGUGUCGCUAGGAGGAAAUUCUAUUAGGUGAGGCAGGAACAACAAUUUUUCACUUUUGGAUGCAAAUUACUACUUAUUUCAGUUGUGCUCCGCAAAUCUUGUUUCUCUUACUCUUUAAGUCCAGAAUAAAUGCUGGUAAAUCUCCGAGUAUCAAUAUUUCCUAGACUGAAUUGUCAAAGGGGAGAGAUAUUUGCUAGGUUCG
Messenger RNA from Theobroma cacao (cacao), 1509 nucleotides. Its product is annotated as ethylene-responsive transcription factor ERN1. Gene Ontology annotation, biological process: regulation of DNA-templated transcription. Gene Ontology annotation, molecular function: DNA-binding transcription factor activity; DNA binding. Lineage: Eukaryota; Viridiplantae; Streptophyta; Magnoliopsida; Malvales; Malvaceae. The record is from RefSeq and is a predicted model, not a curated record.